Molecule: messenger RNA, 1950 nt
Organism: Limanda limanda (common dab)
Lineage: Eukaryota; Metazoa; Chordata; Actinopteri; Pleuronectiformes; Pleuronectidae
Gene: cep41
Product: centrosomal protein 41
Exons: 11
Coding region: 24-1136 (370 amino acids)
Biological process (GO): protein polyglutamylation; cilium assembly
Cellular component (GO): ciliary basal body
Source: RefSeq, a predicted model, not a curated record
GUUUGGUAUUCUGGUUUGAAAGGAUGUCGCUCAAACAGGGCAUCGGCAGUGUGCAGUUCAUGAAAAGAAGAAUACCGAGAAACGCAAAGUACCAACACGUCAAGACCCGAUUGGAUACAGGAUGCAGCCUUACGAAGUACAUGGAAAGACUGGAGGAUAUUAAAAAAAAUUACAGGUACCGUGCAGACGAAAUAUUUAAGCGGUUAAAGGUGACGACAUUUGCACAAUUGAUACUUCAGGUAGCCUCUGUGUCAGACCUGAAUGAAUGUGAGAAUGAUGGUGACUCACACUGCCCAGACGACGCCCUGUCAGAGAUGUCUGAUGCAGACCUGGAGAGUUUGUCCGAACACACCAACGGUGCCCUACACAUGUCACCACUUUCUGAUCCCCAUGGUGCAGGUGACACCAGGGAGAACUGCUACACUUCUAGGUCAACGCUGCUAAGCGUUGUCAGUGGUGUAGGAGAGCUGAGCCUCGGUGGUGUAGGAGAGCUGAGCCUCGGCAUGAAGUGUCAUAAGAUGGACAAUGAUACUGACAGGCCCUACCCCGACUGCCCCUACCUGCUGCUGGACGUGCGUGACCGGGACCAAUACAACUGCUGUCACAUCAUCAGCGCACACAGUUUCCCGAUCGCCCAGCUGUCUCGAACAAUGAACCCCUUCUCCAAAGAAGUGCUGGAAUAUAAAAACGCAGCAGGGAAGAUCAUCAUUGUGUAUGAUGAGGAUGAGAGAAUAGCCGGCCAGGCAGCCACCACCAUGUGUCAGCGAGGAGUCGAGAAUCUGUUUAUGUUGUCUGGAGGUCUCAAGGUAAUCGCUCAGAAAUUUCCAGAGGGGUUGACCACAGGCUCCAUCCCGACCACUUGCCUGUCGUGUCCCACCUCGUCAAAGUGGAAGAAGAGUUCUGUUCAGCAGCAGAUGCAGGCAGCAGAGAUGAGGAGGCGCUUUACAUCAGAUGAGCUGACUAAGAUCCAGGAGCAGCUGGAGGAGAUACUCAUCCCAAGUAACCAGAGCAGCAGAUCCAGCAGCAUGUCAACCCUCAGCUCCCGCUCCAAUACAUCCGGCGCCGGGAGUCGACUGAGUUCCUCUGCAUCUGGAAGGAACAGUUCCAGGAUUCAAAGCAGUACACCCUGGAAAUAACCUUCAACCACACAGAUACACAGAACUAAACAUACCUCUGACCAACCAAAUCAGUUGUAAAAUAACUUACUAAGAAAACCCCACUCUCCAUCUUCACUUAUGGAGAUGUAAUGCCUAGCUCCAUCACUAUGACAUUCCUAAAAGAGUUAUAGUUUGAUUUCUGCAGUGUCAAACAUUGAAUGUUGACAUGACCUGAAGGAUGUGCUUGGAAUGUCUGUAUUGCACAAGUUUGAAUGUAUGUUGAGAUAAUGUGAUCUAUUUUGUAAAAGCAUGAAAGGUUGUGCUGUAUUUUUUUAAUAAGCCUCAUGAGGUCUUAUUUUAAUUCCUUAACUGACAACGCACAGACAGCCUCUAUGUGCAACUUCUUCAUCCACCUACACACUAAUGAUACUUUGACUUUCUUUUGCGUGUCUAUGUUUGUGCGUGCACAGCAAAUUGUGAACCACUGUAACUGAUUUAAGUGACGCCUUCACACAGAUCAACGUGCACAUCACAAAUUCACAGUGCAAGGACCAGACUGUAUAGGCAGCACUUUGUUUCUUAGCGAUGCUUUUGAAAAACAGUAUUGAUUCGUGGCCUUUGGUUCUGUUGGUGAUUUGUUCCUUCGUGCUCAGCUCCUUACUACAGUAACACAAUCAAAAUGAAGUGAAUUUAAUUAAGAUACGGACUCAUUUUGUGUUUUCCAAAUCAUGCCUAACUGGUUCUAAUCAGGUGAUCUCAUCACUUGAUUUUGUUGGUUAAUUAAUGUGCACGAAUAGAGUUUAUGAUUGUUUGCUGUUAAUAGUUAUUGUGAAAUUAUCAUUAUUAAAAAGAA